Messenger RNA from Hibiscus syriacus, 1039 nucleotides. RefSeq lists its product as uncharacterized. The record is from RefSeq and is a predicted model, not a curated record. The coding region runs from base 239 to 769 and encodes 176 amino acids. The transcript is spliced from 2 exons. Lineage: Eukaryota; Viridiplantae; Streptophyta; Magnoliopsida; Malvales; Malvaceae.
ACGGUGAGGACUCAUCCUUUGUAGGGUGUGUUGUCCUUCAUUUAAACCGACAACUGAUCCCCUUUAAAAAAAAAUUGAUUACAAAGGAAGAAACAGUGCACCGUCAAAACCGCUUACCAGGCUCUUCAUCGGGAUGCUUGGGAUCCAACAAAUAAUGAUUGGAAUUUGGCUUGGCAAGAUGGUCCCCAACGCAUCAAGAACUUCAUUUGGCUUAUCUUAUGGAAUUGGCUUUUGAACAAUGUGGAGAGAACUAGACGAAGCUUAUCGGGGGAUCUUUCUUGUACGAUUUGUGGAGGUCACGAUGAAAAUAUCCUUCACGUUCUCCGGAAAUGCUCAAGCACUAGAACCACUUGGAAGCAAAUCCUUCCGAGACAUUGAAAAGGGAGUUUUCUCACCCUUUCCCUUUUUGAUUGGAUUAAAUCGAACCUUAAUGAUAAAGAUUGUACUGGAGCCACCUAUAUGUGGGCAUAUGUUCGGGGUAAUGCUUUGGAAGAUUUGGAAGCACCGAUGCACGCUCAUAUUCAACGGAGAAAGCUGGUCGUCGGAGGCGAUUAUUCAAAGUGCCCAUGUUUGGGCUAUCUCUAUCGCUUCUAGAUCGGUGAACGGUGGCCCUCAUACCGUUCGCCCGACCAAUAAGCAAACCAGGAGACCUCCUGCUCUGGCGUUCUCAUGGCUCAACACCGGUGGAGCAGUUAAUCAAAGGACCAUGAGGGCAGCUAGCGGAGGCAUCCUCCGAAACCACGAAGGUAGCUUGGAAGCAGGGAGUUAACCGGUUAAUGGUGGAAAUGGGCAACGCGGAAGCCAUCAAGCUUGUUACCCUCCGAAACCAAGGGCAAGAUCCAAUGAUUGUUCGGAGGAUUCGGAAGCUGCUACAAAACAAUUGGACGGUCGAAUUUAAGCUAAUCUCCCUGGAAGCUAACAGUGCGGCUGCUGCCCUCACUCCCUAUGAAUAUACGAUGCAAGGUGGCUAUGCUGAGUUACAGAACCCACCAGAGGUUGUUAACUCGAUUGUUCGAAGUGAGAUGCAGUCUAAGGAUAG